Vitrella brassicaformis is the source of this 4051-nucleotide messenger RNA. The record is from the annotation of a GenBank genome assembly. NCBI's taxonomy places the organism in Eukaryota, Vitrellaceae.
GUUGCUAUAUAUGAUGGUGCCUGCCCAUCAUCUGGCUAUCGUCGAUGUCGUAGACGAAUCUUCUGCUUUGCUUCACGACAAUUGAUUCACAGUGAGUGACAGCGUCUGGGAGGCGAUGGCUCAUCCUGCACCUUUUGUGUCCACGUGGUGUCCGUGUUGGCUUUGACUGAUGCAGAUCGAUAGCCGCCUGAGCGCUCAUGUCCACGGACGCCAACGCCGAGGCGCUUUCCCCCGACAGCCCGACGGCAGACAGCAACAGCCCCGACAAUAGAGGAGAUGCCAGCCAGCAGGAGCAACCACAGCAGCGGCAUGUGUGUUUGAGUGCCAACCCGGUAGAGGAGGGAUUUGGUGCAGCUGGACGGUCCGGCGAUGAGUCGAACGGGAGCGGCCCUGAUGACCGCACAGAGAGUGCGUCGUCUGCCCCGCUACCGGCAUCUCCCCACGCAGAGCGCACCGCUACGACUGACAGCAACAAAGCUACCUCUCGGCAGCUCGCGUCCGCACCCCCCAUCGCAAUCCAGCGUCCGCCGACCCCGACUGAGGCCAUCGACAUACACCAGAGUCAGCAGCAGCCGAAGCCAGCCGGCCAGCGGGAUCAGUCCACGCUCAUUCCCAUCCCGUCACCAGCAGCCGACACAUCAGUUAUGGGCAGCGUCCCCAUGCAGCAGCAGGGAGGGGGCUCGGCACUGAUAAGAGGUGCGGGGCACGGCAGUGGGUCCGGAGAGGAAAACACCACUGUGGACGCCACAUCGGUUCGGACAGACAUGCACAGACAGACAGACAGACAGACAGACAGACACGAUGGAGGUGCAUGCCCACAUGUGUGCAUAUGUGUGAGAUGUGUGGCUGUGAUUGUCGGGACGGCAGCCGUCAGCACUCCACUGCUUUCGACAUCUUCCGAUGCACCCAGCAGCAGCAGGCCGUCGUCGACCCCACCAGCUCCAUGAUCGACCCAUCGCCAGUCGCCGCAGCAGCUGCAUCAGGGGAUCAGCAAACAGCGGGUCCCUCUCGCCCGUCCCCUCCCUCCACCCCCUCCCCCAUCACACUCGACCAGCAACACACGGCCAACACGCGGAAGGGCCAAACGUCGGCCUCUGAUGCUGUUGCCAUUAUGUCCCUCGCUGCUGAUGCUCUGCUGGCUGGUGACAUCGGCCCCUUCGUUGAGCAAGUGGAAGAGCUCAAUGAGACGCCGCUCUUGCCGGAUGAUGGCCCAGUUGUCGAGGGACUCGUACGGUAUUUGGCCAAGAAGGACAGAGCGCAUCGACAGCAGGGUCGGGGAGGCCUCGCCGGCUGUAUUGCUGCAAUUUUCAAUGACAGCAGCAACCCAUCACAUCAGGCUGCGGCGACGUACUUCCUCAAUCGGCUUUGUCAAGCUGGGUAUCCGUUUGGCGUGGAGUGGCUGCUGCUGUUUGGUGUCUUGGUGGAGGAAACGGUGAAGAGGCUGACACUAUCGGUCCAAGAAUUCAUGACAGCUGCCUCCGUGUUUCUCAGCGGGAGCAUUCCAGGUGAUCAUGCGGUGAAUCGGAAAGGUGGCUGUCAUGUCUCCACAUAUCUGUGUGCCUUUGGUGCAUCGCUCAGUGACGGCUGAGGCGCUGGGGGCGUUUCAGCAGCACAUGUGCUGCCACAUCGACACUCUCGUCGAAACACUGGCCACCAGCAGUCUGGGGAUCGUGUGGAGGGCUUACGAGCUGAUAGGCAUCAUCUUCUUACACACCCGCCGCGGCUUCCCCUCUGAGCUAGGUGUGGGACACCUGGAUGCCGAGAGAGCUCGUUGGUUCUCAAAUUAGUACUGCGUGUGUGGGUGUGUGGAUGCAGGUGUGUUGGCGUCCAUGUGCCGUAGUGUGUCAGCGAGCCCCGCUGCUCUGGGCAAGAUGGCCGCAGUGCGGAAGGACCACGCCGCCUGUGAGUGGCCGGACUGGAUGGUCGUGCUCUGUCUAAACGUGCCAGCGGCAAUGGCUGGUGAGUAAUGGUGCGUGGUCCAUGCCACUUAUUGAUGUCUUGUGUGCGUACGUGGGCGCUCAGAAUGUGGCUACUGCGAGCGUGUUGCGCAGGCGGGCUUCCUCUCGGCGGCUAUGACCAUCCUGCAGAGCAACAGACUGACCAAGGAUGGCCGCCACGGACGAGCUGUCGUGACGGCUUCGGUUCAUCUGCUCAAUCUCAUAGUUGCUCGUAACUCGGUCAGUCAGAGUGGAUGCGACGCGCGUGUAUGAGCACUCGGCACUCCUGUUUUCACUUAACUUCAGUAUGCUUCGUGCGAGGGCCUGUCCCACACACGCAUCUGCUACCUGUGUGUCAGCAGCCAGCCAAGUGACACACACAUCCCUUGAGUCCUUACUCUCUGUCUGUCAUUCAGAUCUCUUUGCCCGAGUGGCGUUGUCGAUGAGUUUGUCGGCGCGGCACACCCCCAGCAGCCGCACCGCCCGCAGGUGUCCGAGGUUAUGUGCUCUCUGCUGUCGACGGUUGCGACGAGUGACGCUGCAUACGUCGCAUCCAUCACUUGCGGGGGCCCCAUCGGCAUGGCAAUUGGCGUCCUGGACAGCCUCGCCAGGUGCGUCUGUCCUUCAUGUCUUGAGUGCACCGAGUGAAUUGUCUUCAUAUGUGCAGAUUCUGUGAUCGGCAGCUGAUGAGCGGCAAGGCCAAAGACAACCCGAUUGUCGAACGUGUUCUGCAGGUCAGUGAGGGCAAAGGAUGACCGAAUCGGCGGUCACCUGUGUGUGUCUGUUGCUGUGUGUUACGCCCCCCUUCAUGUGCAGGUGGACCUCUCUGCCCUGUCCGGGCCCCCCACGGCGGGGUCACAAAACAGCCUCAUACAGGAGGUGAAUGAAGUGCCAACAACACGCAGGCCCACAGGUAUGUGCACCUGUGCACCUAUGGCUGCAGAUUUUGGAUCUCUUAGCCAAGUUUCGCCGCCGCAAGGUCUGAGGGUACCCCACGUAGACCGAUCGAUCGCUGCUCGCCACUGUGUGUGUGUGUGUGUGUGUGUGUGUGUUCCGUGUAGGAGGCGAUCGAUCGGUGGGUCUCAUCGCAGCACGACCCCCACAGAGAGGCUGCACGACGGCAGAACAAGCAGGUGGGGACAGAGAGAGCGACCAUGUGUGACCGACCCCUCAAUGUGCUGUGUGUCUGUCAGAAUCGGCUGGUGCGGUGUCUGUCGGACAAGAGAGUCCUCCACACCAUCUACCAGCUUGUUGGGCCGUCGCAUUUCGCUGUCGCACAAGUCGCUAUGCUCGCGCUCUCAUGUCGAAGUCUGCUAGACGCGUAAACAGUCAUUCACACACAUACAGACGCACCUUUACUCCAUGGCCACUUCAUGCUGCCUGGGUUUAGGCUGUGUCCCGUCCGUUCGACUGACCGCAUCUCACCGUAUGCCAAUCGCGAGCUGCUGGCGCCAUUUGCAUCGAUCUCAGUGAGCAAGCAAAAUCGGCUGGUGGCGGCAUUGGCGAGGUAUGUUGGUGGGAAGAGAUGAUGGACAGCAAUUCACUUGUGUUCACGGCUUCAUUCUUGCCAUCAGGUAUUCACCCGACAUGAUGUUGACAUUGUCGAUCCACUGGGAGUGCUCACCGACCGCCGAUGACAUCAGCGACCUCAUCGGCUUCCUCCAGAGGGCCGACAGACUCAUGACGCUCAGACUGAUGUGUAAGCCGACCAUAAGAGAACGCGCACGUUGUCGCUGAUUGUCAAGGUAUGUGUGCCGCUCAGUUAUGGAUUUGACUCAGGUGCCUGAUGACGAGUGCGCCCAACUUGCCGACGCCAUCGGCCGCCUGCCCUCACUUGCCACUCUCCACCUGGAAGAGGAAGACCUGAGCUGUGCCUUCGCCGGCCGGUUGAGUGCCGUGCUCAAGGCCCGGCCAGAAGGAGACGGCAAGGGCGGCAGCAGCAGUGAGACUGUCUCCCCACCACCGUCAUCGUCACGUGGCGUCACGCGCGCCGCCAGCACAUCGUCCGCUGUCGUGCCGGCAGACUCAGCGGAGGACAGCCAGGGGACGACCGAGGCGGGGUAGACGGCCGACACGGGGGACGACAAGGAAGAAAGGCCCCUCACGGCACUCAG